This is a messenger RNA of Panicum hallii, 894 nucleotides long. RefSeq lists its product as uncharacterized. The transcript has 2 exons. Bases 81 to 803 code for a protein of 240 amino acids. NCBI's taxonomy places the organism in Eukaryota, Viridiplantae, Streptophyta, Magnoliopsida, Poales, Poaceae. The record is from RefSeq and is a predicted model, not a curated record.
CGGUACGUCUUUCGCAACUUGAAUUAUUAAAUCUUUUUUCUAAAAGAUCGAUACCAAUAGUAAUCUGCAUCCCAUUACGUAUGCAGAUCGAUCUGAUCAACUUCGCGGAGGUCGAAGCUACAUCUCAGAUCACGUUGCUUGAACGUGGAGUGCGCGUACCGGAGGCACAGUACAAGGACAGCUUCCGUAAGAUUCAAGACAGCUUGACGCGAGCGUUACGUGCACUGACGUGUCGCGGCAGAGACGACGUGGGGACCUCUAGUUCAUCUCAUACGUCCGCGCACGUGUACACAGCUGGCCCGUCGACCUCUGCAGCACCCCACGCAGCGUCCAGCGGUACUGCCGCUAGUUCAAGCUUCAUGCACUCCACGGCAAUGGGACCUCCUCCCGCAAGAAUGGAGUCUCAGACGUUUGGCGCCUAUGCUCCAGGAACGUCUCUCCCGUCAGGCUCGAGGCCACCUGCACCGUACUCUCAGGGCUACGCUCAGCAUGCAUGGUCGACGGGAGCUCCUGCAUACGGUGGUCCAUUCGGUGUGGCGGACUGGGACGACUGGGAGGGCGGCUCCGCCACUUGGUCGGAGCUGGUGGGCGGCGACGCCGGCCCUGACAUCAUUGGUCCAUCCCAGACGUAUGACGCUCCAGGUGCACAGUCUCAGGAUGACCCGUUCACGCCAGCACCUCCUCCGCCUCGUCCUCACCGGGCUCCAGAUGCAUUUACGUACUCGGAGGACCACAUACGCCGACGGCCUAGGACUAGAGGGGGGAGGGCCAAGAGAGCGCGAGAUCCGGGACAUGCGGAGUAGAUACUCCUGAUUUUGUGGACUUUUUAUAUUUGAACUGUUUUUGUAUGAUACGAUUUUCUUUUUAAUCGGUUGAUCUAUCGUACUGUCGUAA